Molecule: messenger RNA, 625 nt
Organism: Drosophila suzukii
Lineage: Eukaryota; Metazoa; Arthropoda; Insecta; Diptera; Drosophilidae
Source: RefSeq, a predicted model, not a curated record
GCAACAUUGUGAAGUGGGUCAGCAACUUUCAGUGCCACAUGUGCAUCAUGUGCAUUCCUAUAAAAAGUGCAAUGAUGAUGCAACUGCAUUCGAGUUGAACGCCAGUUGAAAUGCAAUCCGGAACUGCACUCGUCUUUAUUUUAGCAGCUCUGAUCGCUGCCAUAAUCCUGCCAUCUCAAACUUUAGCCAUUCCCCAGGAAGAUGACACCGUUGACAGACCAAACACCGAUUAUCCCGCUCUAUUUAGAUCAUUUUUGGAAAUGGGAAAUGCCCUCUUCGGAACUUGGACGCCCGAAGGAGCUGUGGAGGAGUUCAUAAGGAGACGAGAAGGUCAAGGUUUUGGCUAUUAGGAAAUACCCGAAAACCACCUACAUAAAACUUUCCACAGAUGCGUUGCAUAAGUUUUGCAUGCAUCAAUAAUGAUGAUUUUAACAAGACGACAAACAGCUAAAGAAAGGAGGUUUAGCAGUUUAAAUUAUGCACGCUUCAGUUUUUGGCCAUAUCACCCAUCAUUACCAAUCCGUCUGGUAUAAUGGCUAUUAGAUAUUCGGUUUUUUGCUUAAGCCAAUGCCCUGACAAAGGGGUUAUUUAAACUUAUCAUAUUUGUACUAUAAAAUAAAAAAUC